This is a messenger RNA of Andrographis paniculata, 2936 nucleotides long. RefSeq names its product multiple RNA-binding domain-containing protein 1. Lineage: Eukaryota; Viridiplantae; Streptophyta; Magnoliopsida; Lamiales; Acanthaceae. The transcript has 15 exons. The record is from RefSeq and is a predicted model, not a curated record. Gene Ontology annotation, cellular component: cytoplasm; nucleus; ribonucleoprotein complex. Gene Ontology annotation, molecular function: mRNA binding. Bases 224 to 2752 code for a protein of 842 amino acids.
AAAAGUAAAGAACCUCUUCUUCGCCUCCUUCGCUACAUACUCCUAAUAGAGUAGACUAUAUUAGGCCUAGGGUAAUCUUUGGUUCAAUUAUUAUUCAUUCAAUCCCUCUCCGCUGUCCUUCCCCGCCACCGCCCCGAAUCCCGAAAGGGUCGCCUCUUGGAUUGAUUGUAUGUAAUACCAUCUCAAGAAUUUUACUCUGCUCUUUCCCCACAGCACGCCGACCAUGUCACGAAUUUGUGUGAAAAACUUGCCAAAGUAUGUAGCGGAGGAUCGCCUCAGAGAAUUCUUCUCCAAAAAGGGCGAAGUUACGGAUGCUAAACUUAUGCGCACCAAGGACGGGAAGAGCAGGCAAUUUGGCUUCGUGGGAUUUAGGACGGAACAUGAAGCUGAUGAAGCCAUAAAGUACUUCAACAACUCUUUUAUGGACACUUCCAAAAUUACUUGUGAGGUUGCUCGAAAGUUUGGAGAUCCUGCACUUCCACGCCCUUGGAGUCGACACUCAAUGAAAAAAGAGAAUUCUUCUGCAGAGGUGAAAAGUUUAGCCAGGUCUAAUGCUUCUAAAGCUGCACUUGUGGUAGAGAAGAUUGAGAGGAGUAAGAUGGAUGAUGGCAAUCAUGACCCUCAGCUUCAAGAGUUUCUUGAGGUUAUGCAGCAUCGUAACAGAUCAAAAUUGUGGGCAAAUGACACCUCUAUAGCUCCUUCAUUAGAUCAAAGCCAUUUAGCAAACGAUGAUCAAAUCCAAAUAGCGAAAGGCCAUGGUAGUGUAUUGGUUGGGGAGGAUGCUGAUUUCCAGGAAAUCAAGGAAGAAGGAAGUGUUCUAUCUGAGGAGCAAGAAGCAGAUAAUUCUAAUGCUUUGGUUAAUGACGAAGCUGCAUCUGACAUGGACUACUUUAGGAGUCGGAUCAAAACAAAUUGGUCCGAUGCAGAGAAUAGUGAUGAUGAGGGAAACACUGCUGGGAUUGACAACAGUCACGAUGAUGAUAUUGAUGACAGCAUUGAGCCUGAGAGCAAUACUAAUCAUUGUCCUGGUGAGGAUAUACUUGGACUUGACACAUCCAGAGGGCAGGCUGACCAUGGCCCAUCUAUAGCCUCUGGAAAAAGUGACACAGCUAAAGAUGAGAAUGAUGAGGCCCAAGAACUUGGUCGUCUCUUCAUUCGUAACCUUCCCUACACUGCGACUGAGGAGGAGCUUGAAGACUACUUUAGCAAAUAUGGGGCAAUCUCUCAUGUUCACAUUGUAAUUGAUAAGGAUACUAAACGCUCCAAGGGAAUUGCUUAUAUUCUCUUUACUCUCCCAGAAUCUGCUUCCAGGGCAAUAAAGGAGAUGGACUGCUCAAUAUUUCAGGGAAGAUUAUUACAUGUCAUGCCUGCGAAGCCGAAAAAACAGUCUAUUGUCAAAGAGACCAAUGAUGCUUUUAGAUUAUCUUCAAAAACAUUUAAGCAACAGAAAGAAGCAGAAAGGAAGGCAUCAGAGGCAACUGGAAAUUCUCGGGCUUGGAAUAGUUUAUUUAUGCGCCCAGAUACUGUUGUGGAAAACAUUGCACGUAAAUUUGGCGUCAGUAAAAGUGAACUGUUAGAUAGAGAAUCUGAUGAUCUUGCUGUGAGAAUUGCCUUGGGGGAGACUCAAGUGCUUGCUGAAACAAAAAAUGCUCUAUCAAGUGCUGGGGUUAAUGUUUCCUUAUUUGAGGAACUUGCUGCUGGUAAAACUGAUGGUCUGAAGAGAAGCAGCCAUAUCAUAUUAGUGAAGAAUUUACCAUAUGGUUCAUCUGAAAGUGACUUAUCGAAUAUGUUCGGAAAAUUUGGCAGCUUGGAAAAGAUCAUUUUACCCCCUACCAAAACCUUGGCUGUGGUUAUCUUCCUUGAACCUGCUGAAGCCCGUGCAGCAUUCAGAGGUUUAGCCUACAAGCGUUAUAAGGAUGCACCACUGUAUUUGGAAUGGGCUCCUGAUAAUAUUAUCUGUGAAAGUUCACCUGUUGGGGAUAACACAGUGAUGGGUGAACUUGAUAUCAAGAGAGCUUUGCUAGAGCAACAAAGGGAGGAACUAACAGAUGCAGAUGUUGACCCUGAUAGAAUUGAGUCACGGUCUUUAUAUGUCAAGAAUCUCAACUUCAAAACAUCCGAAGAGAGUAUUCAGAAGCAUUUUGCUGGGCACCUGAAGGGAAGGAAGAUACUAAGCGUCAGGGUGAAGAAGCAUCUAAAGAAUGGGAAAAAUGUGUCGAUGGGAUUUGGCUUUAUAGAGUUUGAUUCUGUAGAUACUGCAAUAAGUGUUUGCAGGGACCUGCAGGGAACUGUUUUGGAUGGGCAUGCCCUUGUUCUGCAACUUUGUCGUGCAAAGAAGGAUGGAUCAUUACCUAAGAGAAUUGAAAAUGACAGGAGUUCAAUAAAAUUGAUUGUAAGAAAUGUAGCUUUUGAGGCAACAGAAAAGGAUCUAAGACAGUUGUUUAGUCCAUUUGGUCAGAUAAAAAGUAUAAGGUUGCCAAUGAGGUUUGGGAGCCAUAGAGGAUUUGCAUUCGUAGAGUAUGCUACAAAGCAAGAAGCUCAGAAUGCACUGGAAGCCUUAUCAAGCACUCAUCUCUAUGGGCGUCACCUGGUCCUGGAGAGGGCCAAGGAAGGCGAAAGCCUGGAGGAGUUGCGUGCGAGGACGGCUGCCCAGUUCGCAGCAGACUAUUCCUCUGCCAAGCUGUCAAAAAAGAGGAAGCACCUGAUGGUGUUGGAUGAGGGAAAUGUCAAAUUUCAAAGAAUUGCUGAUUAGAGAGAAUAGCACAACACAAACACACACACAGAGAGACAAUGGGCAAUUAGCUUGGCCUGCAACAGUUUUCUAAUUUUAUGUUUUUUUAUUUUUUGUUUCAUCGGAGUUUUGUAAUUAUUUUUGAUCAAAUGUAUGAAUGAAUGCCGCCAGCGCUUGCUAGGUUUUACAUUUGUUGUUGUUUUUU